Hypoxylon trugodes is the source of this 1401-nucleotide messenger RNA. RefSeq lists its product as uncharacterized. Bases 1 to 1401 code for a protein of 466 amino acids. The transcript has 6 exons. NCBI's taxonomy places the organism in Eukaryota, Fungi, Ascomycota, Sordariomycetes, Xylariales, Hypoxylaceae. Gene Ontology annotation, molecular function: metal ion binding. The record is from RefSeq and is a predicted model, not a curated record.
AUGGAUCCAGGAAAGCAUAACCUCGCCGGAAGUCAAAGCCUGAUGUCCUUCGUGGCUAGGUACAAACAAUAUGAAGACAGCCGAGAUGACAUCGAGGAGCUUCUUAAGGACCUCAUCAAGCAUAUUGAUAUUACCGAGUCGCAAUUCUUCCAAGAAAAUGGCCGUCUUCUUAAAGCUCUAUAUGAUACGCGUCGAGAUCUAGAAUGCUCACAGACGACCACAAAGGAGCUUAACAAUCGUCUGGACGAGAUGGAAAGCCACCUUGGAUACACUCCGGCCCGCAAUCCCUAUGUCAUGGUCCUAGUAGACGGUGAUAAUGUGAUCUUCAAAGAGCAGCUCAUCAACCAAGGUGCUGAAGGUGGCAAGAAAGCAGUCCAAGAGCUUUGCCAAUCUGUUCUUGAGAGGUUCGCGCCCGACAAGGAGGCCGAAACUGAGAUUUUCGUAAAGGUUGUCGCCAGUGUGCCCGGCCUUAUCAAGGCCCUGAAACGCGAUGGCUGCGUGAAGAGCGAGACAUUGCUCUCUGCAUUCAUGACUGGAUUUAACCAGGCCAAAGCAACUUGCGAUUUUGUCGACAUUGGCUAUAGCAAAGAGGGAGUAAUGGCGCAAAUCUUUGAGUGCGCACGAUUCCAUCUCCGCAACUUCGAUUGCAAGCAGGUAAUUUUAGGAUUAUCUCACGACGCUGCUUGCACCCCCACUCUACGCAAGCUUGCCCAGGAUGACGAUGUCAAACCCCGAAUCACCGUCCUCGAAGGUUGCCCCAAAGCCGUAGAAAUUGAGGAUACUGGUAUUAGCGUCAUCACCUUCGAGAAGAUUUUCCGCUCCACUAAGCUUGGCGGACAUUCUUGUAAGGAGUCAAGUUCCCUAGAUGGGUACUCAUACGCAGCCAAGGCCAAGGCAGGUGCCAGUCCACCACCGAAGAUAACACUUCCGAUCCCGCUCAAGGAAAAAGGCCCUCCAAAGAAGGAUGUCCCAAAGGCUACUUCGCCGCAAAAGGAGCUUCAGGGACUGCCUGCUCCCGAGGAGAAAGCUACGCCUAAGUGGACCCUUGCUCCCCGUGGGUUAGAUCCCCCGAUCCACCCGGAACCGGCAGCUCUUGAGCGCGUGCGAAUUCGACACACCGAGACCAAAUUAUGCAACAACCACUACCUGCGCGGUCCAUGCGAGACACCUCGCUGCCCCUUCGAGCAUGGCUACAAGCCGACAAAAUCCGAAAAGGAGGUCAUCCUUUAUUUCUGUCGACUGAAGCCUUGCGUCCGCGGCCAACUUUGCGAGGAGGAGGAUUGCCCAUAUGGACACAACUGCCCAGCCGUUGUUAAGGGAACGUGCAUUUCACGAGUGUGCAGGUUCAGACAGGGAGACCACCCGCCCGGAACCAAGUUCAGUGGCCCCAUGCGAAAAUAA